CUCCUCCGUUCCCUGACGUGAACUGGCAGCGCAGCGGAUUGUACAAGAUGGCGAGCAGAGCGGUGUCCGCGGCUUGGAGUAGGGCGAAUAGGAUGCAGGCCUGUGGGCCUAGUCUUCUGCUUGCCAGAGGCCUUGCAUCAUCUGGUCAAAAAGCCAAAGAAGACAGCUGGCUUCGAUCCCUCUUUGUACGUAAGGUCGAUCCUCGCAAGGAUGCCCACUCAAACCUGCUGGCGAAGAAGGAGACCAGCAACCUCUACAAAAUACAAUUUCAUAAUGUAAAGCCGGAAUAUCUAGAAGCCUACAACAAGCUUUGCGAAGAGAUAUUGCCAAAGAUCCAUGAAGAAGAACAUUAUCCCUGUACGCUAGUAGGGACUUGGAAUACAUGGUACGGAGAACAAGAUCAGGCAGUUCACUUGUGGAGGUAUGAGGGAGGAUAUCCAGCAUUGACAGAGGUGAUGAGUAAACUCAGAAAAAACCAGGAGUUCACAGAGUUUCGCAAAGAACGGGGCAACAUGUUGCUGUCUCGUAAAAACCAGCUGCUUUUAGAGUUCAGCUUCUGGAAUGAACCUGUCCCAAGGCAAGGGCCCAACAUAUAUGAGCUGAGGUCCUACCAGCUGAGGCCUGGAACCAUGAUUGAAUGGGGAAACCACUGGGCUCGAGCCAUAAGAUAUCGACAGGACGGCAGUGAAGCUGUGGCUGGCUUUUUCUCACAGAUUGGACAACUGUACAUGGUUCACCAUUUGUGGGCUUACAAAGACUUACAGAGCAGGGAUGACAUUAGAAAUUCAGCCUGGCAGAAAGAUGGUUGGGAUGAAUGUGUCUACUAUACAGUUCCUCUUAUACAGGAGAUGGAAUCCAGAAUUAUGAUCCCAUUGAAAAGCUCUCCUCUACAGUAA
Staurois parvus is the source of this 896-nucleotide messenger RNA. The record is from the annotation of a GenBank genome assembly. Lineage: Eukaryota; Metazoa; Chordata; Amphibia; Anura; Ranidae.